Molecule: messenger RNA, 1209 nt
Organism: Octopus sinensis (East Asian common octopus)
Lineage: Eukaryota; Metazoa; Mollusca; Cephalopoda; Octopoda; Octopodidae
Product: salivary glue protein Sgs-3-like
Exons: 3
Coding region: 1-1209 (402 amino acids)
Source: RefSeq, a predicted model, not a curated record
AUGAUUACAACAGAACAAACAGCAACAACCACGACAGUGCCAACAACAUUACCAACAACAGCCGAAGCGAAACCAACAACAAUAGAAUUGGCAACCACAGCAACCACAGUAGUACCAACAAUAACAACAACAAAAUUACCAAUAAAAAGCACAACAGAUGUGCCAGUUAACACAACUGGAUCCCUGACAGGUAUCACAAACGUACCAUCAACAACAAUCACAACAGAACCAACAACUACCACAAUAAUUCCAGCCACAAAAACCACUGCAGUGCUAGCAAACACGACGACAGAAAGAACAACCACAACAGGACCAAAAGCAACAACAAAAAUCACAACAGAACGCGCAACAAACACAACAGGUCAAAUGACAACGAUACUGGAGCCUAGAACAAUCACAACAGUACCCACAACGACAACUAGAAUACCAUCAACAAGCACAGCAUUACCAAUAGCAACAACCACAGUAUCAACACCAGAAACGACAACAACAAUACCAACAACAAACACAACGAAGCCUACAAGAACGAUCACAACAGAACCAGCCUCAACGAUUACAACAGAAACAAUAGCAACAACGAGAAUAGUCCCACAACCUGCCACAGCAGAAACAACAACAGUGGAACAUACAGAAUUAAGCACAACUAGAGUACCGUCAAAAAUAAUUACCACAGAACCAACAACUACAACAUCAGCCACAAUAGAACCAACAACAAGCACAAACUCUUUGGCAACACGCACAACAAUAACAAAUGCAACAACCGCAACCGAACCAAGAACAACAAAAACAGAACCAACUACAAUCACCACAGCAAAACCAAAAACCACAACAGAACCCAUAGAAAUAACGAAACCCACAACUGCAACAAAGCUUACAACUACAACAAACACGACAAACAUGACAAAGCAACCAUUCCUUACAGAACUAACAAGAUCUACAACAGAACCAGCAAUCACAAGACAAAACAAUAAAACAGCAACUAAACCAAUAAAAUCAACAAAACCAACGACCACAACAAAGCCAACAACUACAACAGAACCAACAACAACUACAUCAGAAAAAACAACCGUAACAGAACCAACAACAACAACCACAACAGAAACUGCAACCAAAACAGAACCAACAACAACUACAUCAGAAAAAACAACCCAACCACUAGAGAACCAGCAAUCACAAGACAAAACAAUAAAACAGCAACUAAACCAAUAA